AUGGGUCCUAUCGUCGAUAUUGUUGAAAGUGGUAGUCAAAGCCAGUGGGAAUGGGGUCACACUUUCCGCAGAGUCCAACAAAACACGUCAUUCUUGAAACUGGGCGCGCGGACCCUGGUUGCCCCAGCGUUAACUAACCAAGGGUUUGGCCGCACUUGGCUCGAAAUAGUAGACGACGUGCAACGGGGUUUGUCCUCACUUGCACUUCCAACUCUACUGGCCAAUUGCGAGGUCGGCCAGCAGAUGCUUCGAGAUGUGAGAAAUCAGUCAAUUGCUGUUCACACACAGAUCCAAUCGUUCACUGUGACUCCCCUUUCAAAACCACUACACCCCAACAACGAAUGGCCUUCCCGGUAG
Molecule: messenger RNA, 357 nt
Organism: Morchella importuna
Lineage: Eukaryota; Fungi; Ascomycota; Pezizomycetes; Pezizales; Morchellaceae
Exons: 5
Coding region: 1-357 (118 amino acids)
Source: RefSeq, a predicted model, not a curated record